AUACAACAAUUAUCGUACACUGGGUCACGCCGAGGCCGGAGGACCCGCGGCAGACGCUCCUCUUCGGGCCCUUUGUUUACACUGGACUGGACCCCAGCUGACCUUGGAUGACCCUGGCACCCACACACCCUGCCGAGGACCCACCCGUCUGCUGUUGACCCUGGCACUCACACACACCCUGCCAGAGAAAGCAAGCUUGUAGCAGGGACCAGUUCGGCUGAAAUACUGUCAAGAUAAUGGAUCCUGCAUCAUUACCUCCACGUAAUCUGAGAAAACGAAAUAACAGAUUUACAAUACAACAAAAUAUAUUAGGAUCUUCUGAAGAGGAUUCUUUUGAAGACGAAAAUGAUUCAGGGUUUGCAUGUAACAUAUGCUUUAAAACAUUUACUUCAAUAAAGUUGCUUAAGAAACAUGUAGCCAAGCAUGAUAGUAAAAACAAUGAUAGUAAAAACCAUGAAUGCAAAGUGUGUGGGAAAGUGGUGACCAGUAAAGUUAGUUUGCAGCAGCACAUGAGUGUACACAGUGAGGAAAAGAAUUUUAUGUGUGAGGAGUGUGGGGCGCGCUUCAGACUGAAACGUUUCCUUCGUAGGCACCGACUGAUUCAUAUGCCAAAAAUUUACAAGUGCGAUAUGUGCAGAAGGAGCUUUGCUCUUUCCUCUCAUCUUGAAUUGCACCAGAAAACACAUGGAGACAAGAGUGAACAGCUUGUAGACCAAAAGCCAGACUCAGAUGCACACUCACCUGUUACCAGUGGAGAUGAAGGUUCCAAUGAAAGUGAUGGUGCAGAAGGUGAAUGUAAAAAAAUCAAGUUUUCCACUUAUAUGGAACAACACCAUAAAGGUGAAGAUAAUUCAUCAGGAACCCACCCCCAGGGGUCAGGCAACAAAUCCUCAAGCAGCAUUAAACAGUUUGAAUGUAACCAAUGUGGCAAACUCCUUGGAACAAGUAGUAGUCUUCGUGUGCACUUGAAGAGUGUUCACAGCGAUGUUAAAAAGUAUGAGUGUCCCAUAUGUAGUCGAGCAUUUGCAAGAAAAAAUUACCUGCAAUUGCAUAUGGCUGUCCACACUGGUGAAAAAAAUUAUGAGUGUGAUGAGUGUGGUAGAUCUUACACUCAAAGAAGCAGCUUAAACACACAUAUGAAGUCACAUAAAAAUACACAUACAUGUCCAUUGUGUAAAAAAUCAUUUGAAAAGAAUAUUCAAUUGGUGCAGCACCUGGAAGAACACAAGAAGCAGUAUGAAGCAAAUGGUGAGUCACUACCAACCCAAGAUCAACUUUCAGACCAAGUCAGUUUUCUAAUUUCCUCAAACUUGGAGUGUCCUCAGUGUGGUAAGAACUAUGCCACAAAGAGCAGCCUCACCACCCACCUACAGAGUGUGCACAGUGACGUGAAGAAGUUUCAGUGUCUGGAGUGUGAUAAAACAUUCUCAAGAAAAUGCUACUUGGAUGUCCAUAAGGCUACCCACACUGGUGAAAAGAAAUAUACAUGUGAAGAGUGUGGUAAAAGUUUUGCACAAAAAAGUACCUUGAAUACACAUAAGAACUUACACACCAGUACACACAAAUGUACUGAGUGUGGCAAAACAUUUGGCAGGAAAGGCCACCUAGUGCAACACCUUAAGCAUGUGCACAAGAUUGCCGAAAGAGUGGAGGAACCUGUAAAUGUGGAGGUAGAUGUAGAGAUAAAUUUAUAUAAAGGUGAUGAUGGAUUUCAGUACACUAAUGAGGAGAUGAGUGGAUGCAGUUAGAUGGUUCUGAUGUAUUUAUUUUAGCUGAAAUGAAGGAAGAAUUAUACUUAGUUAAAAGAAAUGAUAUAUAGGUACUUCUGAUAAUCUCACUAAACUAAUCAGUCAGCCAUGCACUCAAUAUUUUAUUAUGAUGAAGUUAAUGAACAAAGCAAAAUAUGUUUCCUACUAUUAACAUGAACUUGAAUCUUAUGUGAAUGCAGGGAAUUAUUUAGAAAAAGUCACUGCCAUACUUUGCAUUGUCUGUUAUCAAACUUUCCAUGUAAAUUUUAAGUAUAUAUUACUGAUAUAUUUUAUCAUAGUAAGUAUACAUGAUUCAUGAAAAAUAUUAUUUUAGUAUGAAAGCAUCUAAGGUUACUCAAUGCCACUGACAACACCAGUUACACUGUUUUUUUUGGCAUUGUAUUUUUACUUUCAACUUAGACCUCUAUAGUUUUUCACCCAAGAAAGUAACAAAAUAAUGAACAAGUUUUGGAGCUGCCUUGCAUGGAGAGAUCAGAUCCUUGCAGACUUAUUAUUUAAACACCGAAUGACUUCAACUUGUUCCCUUUGGUCACAACAUUCUGGGUGCACAAAGGUCCUUGCCUGACCUGUGUGGUUACUUGCUUGGUUGACCUUUCCUCAGCACUAUUAGAGGAUCAAAAGAAAAAUAUGAAGGCCCCAGUUGCAGACAACAAUACUUACUUAAAUCAUUUUGCAAUACAUGAGAAUGAGACACAGGUUUUGCAAGAGGUGUGUCAUAUGCAUAUCAAGAGCAUGAAAUUUAUCAUUCAUACAUAAUCAACAAGUCAGGGAUGUCAGCAUCUUUCUAAAACUGGUCUGCUGUAGGUGUCAGCCCUUUGAAUGGGUGCUGAGCUUGGUUGCUAUAUUUUACUUCAACCCUUAGACGGUGGUGGAACUAUAUAUAGGCGGCCCAAAAUUCAGUCAGUCAGUUUUGUAUGGCAGAAAUAUAACCACUUCCUGAUUGCAGUAGAACCUAUACAUAGACAACAAUCAAAACAUCCAUUAUGUGGUUUAACUAUAUUUAUGCUACUGUCCUAAGGUCGGCAUUGACUAUAUAUAGAUGAUUCAUUUUGGGGGGAGCUACUCUUCAAAUACUGCUGCCGUCUAAGGGUUAAGGAAAUUACAUCUGUGCAGUUGGUCUUUUUUUUUUUUUUAUGCAAUAUGUAGUGGGUUUCAGGGAUGGUGGGCCCAUAAUUUAACUAUUGAUAAUGAUUUUAUAAUAGUUUUAAUAGUUAUAUGUAAUGAUUUUUAUGCUUAUUGAGUAAAAAAGUAAAGUAAGGAUUAUAGGUAUUGUGAAACUUUUUUUUCUUCUAUAGCAGCAGCAGGCUCUCUUGAGGGGGCCAGGUGGAUGACUGCAGAGAAAAUGUUUGUCUGUAUCUUACAAUGCUAAAAGAACGAGAGUAAUUUAGCUUAGGAAAGUAAAACUGCUUAAUUUUCUAGAGGGUAGAUUUAUAAGCUUAGAUUUGAUAUAAGAAAUACUGGUGACCAUCUAUGUUGGACAGCUGUUUUAAUGCAGUAGUACGUACACUUAGGGCCACUUUCACAGUUCGCCAUAAUGGGUUAGUGAGCCUCAAUCCAAACUAAUACCAAAGACUUCAAAAAUUUCUCAUGUAGUGUUUGGGGUUCAUAUUCAAGUUAAGAAAGUUGAGGAAACCAUACCGGAACUCAUGUAUCUGGUGUUGCAUUGAAAACCUGACCAUUGUGGAGUGUAGAAGAUUAAAUAGUUUGGUUUGGGCGAUUAUAAACCCACUGUGCUGGACUCUGAAAUUGGCUCUAAGGGUGGACGACCUCAAGAAAGGGUGAAGACCUGAAAAGGGUGACCUUGAGAACUGUUAUUGACGGGUAAUGGUCUUUCUUAGGGUGUACAUGAUUAUGGAGUGUGCAGCUGUCUGGGGGUUGAUGGGUAGAGGUAUGUGAGAAAAAAACUGAAUAAUCAUGUAGUUAUGCAAGUGGAGUCUGUAUUAGGUCUGUGUUGUUUCAGUGAAAUCAGUUUACAUUAGUGAAUAUAAGGAAUUGUAUAGCUGGAUCAGUAAACUGGUGAAGAAAA
Molecule: messenger RNA, 3795 nt
Organism: Eriocheir sinensis (Chinese mitten crab)
Lineage: Eukaryota; Metazoa; Arthropoda; Malacostraca; Decapoda; Varunidae
Product: 3'-5' exoribonuclease 1-like
Exons: 2
Coding region: 237-1748 (503 amino acids)
Biological process (GO): regulation of transcription by RNA polymerase II; exonucleolytic trimming to generate mature 3'-end of 5.8S rRNA from tricistronic rRNA transcript (SSU-rRNA, 5.8S rRNA, LSU-rRNA)
Cellular component (GO): cytoplasm; nucleus
Molecular function (GO): DNA-binding transcription factor activity, RNA polymerase II-specific; sequence-specific DNA binding; 3'-5'-RNA exonuclease activity
Source: RefSeq, a predicted model, not a curated record